CGGACAUACGGGGAAAUUGGGCUUUUAGUUGGAGGCUCUUAUUUUCGGGGUAUAAAUAAGCGCGCGAUUGAUAUUGCCAGUCAGUUCACUGCUCAGAUUUUACUCUCACACAAUCAACAUGCACAAGUCUCUGCUGUUUACGUUGCUGUUUGCUGUCGCAUCGAUGAUCGUUGCAGUGGAUGCUGCACCGCAGAGUUCAGGCAGUUUGCUUUCCGAUCGCUAUGUCAGAUAUCUGUCUGAAGCUGCUUACGAUUAUUCUCCAGAAUACUACGGUUACACCCGGACUGCGGAUGGAAAAACUGUUGUUUACCACGGAUCAGCUGAAUCUUUCGAAUGGGACGAUUUGUUCGAAAGAAGAAGACUCGUCGCAACAAAAGAUUUGACACUAAGGGAUAUCCUUACCCGCAUUUCCGCCCGACCCGCUACAGUUUACUAAAAGCUGUUCCAGACUUUGUGCCGUUACCAGCAAAAAAUUGUUACGAAACAAGUUUCGGACAAUCUAAACUUGCCAUGUUUUUAAAUCUCUUCUUCUCACUGUUAAUCUGCAAAUCAAAACCUAUCAGCGGUUGAAUUGUUUUUUUCCAUAAACGUCGUUGUUACUCACUCGAAAUAAAUAUCAACAAACAUCCAA
Messenger RNA from Daphnia carinata, 631 nucleotides. RefSeq lists its product as uncharacterized. The record is from RefSeq and is a predicted model, not a curated record. The transcript has 2 exons. Lineage: Eukaryota; Metazoa; Arthropoda; Branchiopoda; Diplostraca; Daphniidae. The coding region runs from base 119 to 436 and encodes 105 amino acids.